This is a messenger RNA of Herpailurus yagouaroundi (jaguarundi), 8271 nucleotides long. It is a transcript of the gene AHNAK2, whose product is annotated as AHNAK nucleoprotein 2. Gene Ontology annotation, biological process: regulation of RNA splicing. Gene Ontology annotation, molecular function: protein binding. The transcript has 10 exons. The record is from RefSeq and is a predicted model, not a curated record. NCBI's taxonomy places the organism in Eukaryota, Metazoa, Chordata, Mammalia, Carnivora, Felidae. The coding region runs from base 1 to 7740 and encodes 2579 amino acids. Gene Ontology annotation, cellular component: nucleus; cytoplasm; costamere.
AUGGCACGGCGGGUGCAGUCCUGCCCGGGCCUGCCGGGGCUCCUGCAACCCGGUCGGGCCUGGGGUCUGCGUCUUCCCACCCGCCCCUCGGUGCCCAGCGUGGGAGCUGAGUCCUGGGGCCGACAGGGCACCCACCUGGAGACGUGGCAGCAGGACUGGAAGGGUGGCCGGGGUGAGGCUGCCCCAGGGGGACUCGGCGGCUCCUUGAAGCCCAGGGGGAGGGACCUGGCCCAGCUCCGGGCCUGUGAGGGGGCCGCCCAUCCCUCUGGUGGGGCUCCAGGCAGGCCUGAGGAGGAGGAGGCCAGGGCCUGGCAGCGGAGGAGGGCUGUGGAGGGGAGGGACCCGGGAGGGCAGCUGCAGGGAGCACCAGCUGGGACCUUCACUCCUGGGCAAGCUGGGAGGACUUCUGAGCUGGUGUCUGGCCGGCAGCUGCAGUCUGAGGACCCAGAUGCAGAAACGGAAGAGGACCCCUCUGUGACCGAAGGGCCGGUGGACGAGAUCGUCCGGCCGAGGCCACAGGGGUCCUCGCCGGUCUACGAAUGCACUGCUGAGGGUGCCGGCUUCGGACUCCCGGGGGAGGACACAAGGAGAAGGCGGGCUUCCUCGGGCUCGGGGGGUCGGAGGUCCUGGUGGAAGCGAGACUCGGGAGACGCUCGAACGUUUUCCAGGAUGAGUCGUCGGCAGUCCGUGCAAGAGGCGACAGAGGUGACGCUGAGGACAGACGUGGAGGCCGGAGCCAGUGGCUACAGCGUCACAGGGGGCGGGGACCGAGGGAUUUUCGUCAAGCAAGUGCUGAAGGAUUCCUCUGCCGCCAAGCUCUUCAGCCUAAGAGAAGGUGAUCAGCUGCUCAGUGCAACCAUAUUCUUUGACAACAUUAAAUAUGAAGACGCUCUCAAAAUUCUUCAGUACUCAGAGCCUUACAAGGUUCAAUUCCAAGUCAGACGGAAACGUCCUGCCGCAGGGGAUGAGGAAGGGGUCUCCGGUGGCGCUCAGCACGGCCACAAGGACAGUGAGACGCAGGUGAGGCUGGGCCCCACCGACCGCCCUGCUCCCGGGGCCGAGGACAAAGAUGUCGCCGAUGGGUGCACAGAGACCCCCACGAAGACUGUGGAAGGAAGUGGAGACAAGGAGAGACUGAUCUCCAAGCCCAGGGAGGGCAGGGGCAGGCCGUCCCAAAACGAGAGGCUCUCCUGGCCCAAAUUCCAGUCAAUAAAGACCAAGCCCAGGUCAGGGCCGCGGAGGUCACACAGCUCUUCAGAGGCCUGUGAGCAAGGACACCCACCUGACAUGUCCCCCACGAGCACAGACACAGAGGCCCAGCUCCCAACAGAGGAGCAGGAGCAGAAGGCAGGACCGGACGGCCAGCGGAGGAGAAGGUUCCUGAACCUGCGAUUCAGAGUGGGCUCAGGGAAGGGUCCAACACCGGGGGCGAGGCCGAGCACAGAGGUCCAGUCCGGGGUCCUAGAGGAGGCAGCAUCCUGGGAUGACGGCCAAGAGGGCGCCAAGGCCAGCACAGACAGGACGGUGGAGGGACCAGAGGGGACAUCAGCUCUCACUGCCCAGCAACCCGUGGAGCCAGGCCGCCCCAGCGAGGGAGCCUUGGGGGACGGGGCCAGCGUGGCACCCAGGCGCCGAAGAAAGACAAAGGAAGUGAAGGACCAGGUCGACUCUGUGUCAGACGGGAAACCCAGGAUGGACUCAGGCCCAAAGCCAGGCGGAGACGGCCACAGAGAAGCAGUCCAGGGCACAGAAACUGGGAUUGCCACAUCGGCUCUGCAAGGCAAAGUGGACACACAGGGCCGCCAGCCGGAGUUCCAAAUCCAAAUACCCGAUGUCAAAACGCCCAGCUUUGAAUUCUGCGAAGAAACAAUGCCAGACAGAGAAGCGGGCACAGCAGCACGACUGCAGGGACCCAGACACGGAGGUCCUACAGAAGAGGCCACGGGCACGAAAGAGCAGCCUGACCACAGACCGGGGCCACAGGUGGCCGGAAAGCCUGCAGGGCCCCUGACAGAACGGGAGGAAGGAGGAGGAGAGGGAGCUGAGGCAGGGCACGGAGAGGCACACGCCGAAGACGGGGACACACACGCACAGGGCAGGCAGGAGAGAAAAACUAGGUUCAAAUUCAAAACACCCUCAUUCGGAUGGUCUCCAGGAAAGGACAUAAAAUCAGGUCAGGAACAGGACAGAGAAAUAGAGAGCACGCUCACGACUCUGACCGCACAGACAGGUGCCAGAGUCAAACAGUCAGAGCGGGAAAAAACAAAAUCAGACACGCCCGAGCUAGACUCAGGAGCCACAGAGGCAGAAAGACAAGGUGUUCAGACAACUCAAGCCGAUUUUACUCUGGGAGAAAGGGAGGUGGCCGCCAGAGACAGCAAGUUCAAAAUGCCCAAGUUCAAGAUGCCAUCUUUCGGUGCCUCGGCGCCAAGCAAGUCCUUGGAGGCCGCGGUGGACACGUCCCUGCCCAAAAUCCAGGCGAAAGUGUCCCUGCCCUCCAUGGAAGCUGACGUCAAGACCAGGGAUGUGACCGUUGAGCUGCCAUCUGGUGACUUAGAACUCAAGACAUCCAUGGUGGGGGAGAAGGUUCCAGAAGGCCCAAUACCUGUAGUGGAGCUCCAUGAACCCUUGGUAGGAACCGGAGUCAAAGGGCACCUGCCCGAGGUGCAAAUGCCCAGCAUGAAGAUGCCGAAAGUGGACUUUAAGGCACCCCAGGUGGACAUCAAGGGGACGAAGAUGGACAUCAAGGGGCCCAAAGUGGACCUGAAGGGCACCAAAGGGGGGGUGAGCAUGCCAGACGUGGAUGUGAUGCUGCCGAGCGCAGAUGUGGACGUCCAGGCACCCACCGCCAAGUUGGAGGGUUAUGUUACCCUGGGAGACAAGGAGGUGGCCGCUAGAGACAGCAAGUUCAAAAUGCCCAAGUUCAAGAUGCCAUCCUUCGGUGCCUCGGCGCCAAGCAAGUCCUUGGAGGCCGCGGUGGAUGUGUCCGUGCCCAAGAUCCAGGCGGAAGCGUCCCUGCCUUCCAUGGAAGCUGAGGUCAACACCAGUGAUGUUACCAUUGAGCUGCCAUCUGCUGACCUAGAACUCAAGACUUCCACGGUGGGCCAGAAGCUCCCUGAUGUUCAGGUGCCCGAGCGAGAGCUCCAGGAGCCCUCAGCAGGAGCCGGGUUCAAAGGGCACCUGCCCAAGGUGCACAUGCCCAGCAUCAAGAUGCCCAAAGUGGACAUCAAAGCCCCCCAGGUGGAGAUCAAGGGGCCCAAGGUGGACAUCAAAGGACCCAAAGGGGAGGUGAGCACCCCUGACAUGGAUGUGACCCUGCCCAGUGUGGAGAUGGACGUCGAGGCACCCAACGCCAAGUUGGAGGGUGACGUUACCCUGGGAGACAAGGAGGUGACCGCUAGAGACAGCAAGUUCAAAAUGCCCAAGUUCAAGAUGCCUUCGUUCGGUGCCUCGGCGCCAAGCAAGUCCUUGGAGGCCGCGGUGGACGUGUCCCUGCCCAAGAUCCAGGCGGAAGCGUCCCUGCCCUCCAUGGAAGCUGAGGUCAAGACCAGGGAUGUGACCGUUGAGCUGCCAUCUGCCGACCUAGAGGUCAAGACUGCCAUGGUGGGCAUGAAGCUUCCAGAAGGCCAAAUCCCUGAAGGGGAGCUCCAGGAACCUUUGGCAGGAGCCGGAGUCAAAGGACACCUGCCCAAGGUGCACAUGCCCAGCAUGAAGAUGCCCAAAGUGGACUUUAAGGCACCCCAAGUGGACAUCAAGGGGCCCAAGUUCGACAUGAAGGCCCCCCAGGUGGACAUCAAAGGGCCCAAGGUGGACCUGAAGGGCCUAAAAGGGGAGGUGAGUGUGCCCGACGUGGAUGUGACACUGCCCAGCGCAGACGUGGACGUCCAGGCACCCACGGCCAAGUUGGAGGGUGACGUUACCCUGGGAGACAAGGAGGUGACCGCUAGAGACAGCAAGUUCAAAAUGCCCAAGUUCAAGAUGCCGUCCUUCGGUGCCUCAGCGCCAAACAAGUCCUUGGAGGCUGCGGUGGACGUGUCCCUGCCCAAGAUCCAGGCGGAAGUGUCCCUGCCCUCCAUGGAAGCUGAGGUCAAGUCCAGUGAUGUUUCCGUUGAGCUGCCAUAUGCUGACCAAGAACUCAAGACUGCCAUCGUAGCCGACAAGCUCCCGGAGAUCGAAAUGCCCAAGGGGGAGCCCCAGGAACCCUCGGCAGGAGCCGGACUGAAAGCGCACGUGCCCAAGGUGCACAUGCCCAGCGUGAAGAUGCCCAAAGUGGACUUUAAGGCGCCCCAGGUGGACAUCAAGGGCCCUACAUUGGACGUGAAGACCGCCAGAGGGGAGUUGAGCGCCCCCGACAUGGAUGUGACCCUGCCCAGCGUGGACGUGGACGCCCGGUCUCCCAGGACUAAGUCAGAUGUGGAAAUGUCCUCUCGGAACCUGGAACUGUUUUCUAAAGGAAGCAAGUUGAAGGUUCCUAAAAUCAACAUUUCUUCUUCUGGUCUCCCCAGUAGUAAGUCCUCUCUGGUCUCUCCACCUGUUGAGGGAAUUGCCAAAGAUGUUGACCUCAGUCCUUCUCCUGGCCCCAUGCAUCCCGUCGUACGUGCUCGUGAUGAGGAUGCCGUCACAGUCAAAGGUGACGUAGGUCUCUCAAUUGGGAAAGAUGGAAGUCGAAGCAAAAGCAAAAAAUCCCAUUUUAAACUCCCCAAAGUCUUUUCUCCACCUGGGAAAACCCCUAAAGUGUUCUUAGCUUUUGGAGGAGAUGUUGCCAUGCGUUCGCCUCCGAUCGAGUCUGCGCAUGGCGGGUCCCCGGGGCUGUCCAGUACUUCUGAAACUUCCCUGCCGGAGUCCCGGCCCGGCUGGCUCAGUGGUCCCCGUGGGGAUUCCUCUAGCCUCAUUCUGGGUGAGGACGUCACACUUACAAAGUACCAGGUGACCAUCCCCCGUGACCCCGCGUCCCCCGAGCUGCCCUGUGUAGGCCUGUCUGGGUCCCAGGCGGAGUCUCAGUUGCCCAGCGUGGCCGGUGCCGUGGACUCCCCAUCCAGCGAGAAUAUUCUGCUGUCCCGGCCUGACGGCCACAGUGGCCCAGUGCACACUGUAUUUCCUGAAUCUUAUGGCCGCGUGACUUUUCCUAAAUUUCAUCGACCAAAGUUCCAACUGUCAUCCCCCCAAUCAGCAGCUGGCAUGGCGGAGCCCGGAGCUGCAGAGGGUGUCCCCGCCCUGUCCCCUCCCCUCCCUGAGUGGGGACCGCACUCCUCGGCCAGGGAAGCCACGGGGUUCCCCUUGCCAGGCAGUCAGUUGCCAUCUGCAGGAGUCUCUGUGUCCACGGUGGCAGAGGGACAUGUGGGCACCGCGGGGACAUCAGCAGUGGCUGGAGGGGAAGCCCCAGCCGGAGACGCGGAGCCUGAGGGGAGGGGUGGUCCUGUGAGAGCACCAAGAGUCAAGCUUCCCUCUUUCCGCUGGUCCCCCAAAAAGGGGGCGGAGUCCAAAGCAGCCCCUGGAGCCGCCCCGCCACCGGGGGUUUCCCUGCCACCAGCAGCAGCAGGUGAGGAUGUGAGUCUUGGGCAGGAGGGAGAGAAGGGGGUGGUCAGAGCACCCGCCCUCGCCCUACUGAAGGUCUCACCUCCCACAAUGACGGCUUCCACAGGAGGGGCCGGCGGAAGUGGCGGGGGCGGGGGUGCAGGUGCAGCAGCUGGGCCCCCAGAAGGAGCGGACGUGACCCUCCACCCCACACAGGCCCACGCUCCCGGUGCCGGCUUCGUCGAAGAUGCGCUCGGACCCGCCGAGGCCCCGCCGGAGGCGAGCCUGUCCACCCGUGGCCCGUCCCUCGGAGACAGUAGCAGAGAGCACGGUCUCGGGGACAGCUCGCAAAGCCAGCUUUGUGGGGAGGUGAUGGCCCCCUCAACAGAGGUCCCCCUGCAGCCGUCCCGGACAACCCCAGAUGCCGCCUCCCCCACGGAGGGGAGCCCAGCGCGGGAGGCGCCAGCGGGAGUCACCCCGGCCGGCCCCAGGGAGAGCUGGUUUAGAAUGCCCGCGCUGCGUCUGCCCAGCUUCAGGCGCCCCUCCAAGGAGAUGCCUGGGUCUGCAGGGCUGGGGGCUCAGGGGCCCGCGCCUGCCACCAGUGCGCCAGGGGAGGGACAGGCACCGACCGCAGUCCGGAGUCAGGGUGUCCCUGUUCCUGAGUCCGAGGAGGAGACGACUAAGUGCCCGCAGCCCCUGGAGGCCGGUGCCGACGUGGGAGCCACUGGCAUCGAAGCUUCUCACACGGACGUUCCGCAGAGGAAUCUAGACCCUCAGGCCCCUGCUGCCGGCACGUCCACUCCCGAGGUCAGGGUCCGGCCAGGCGCAGGCUCCCUGCCCCUCCGGGUGUGCGGGACACUCGCAGAGCCCCACGGGCCUCCAGGAGAAGCAGGCCAGCGCCCCCUUGCUGGGACAGCAGCAGCGCAGGGCCCGGCCGGGGGCCCUGAGGAGCCGCCUCCCCAGCCCGAAGGCCCCCUCAGACUGAGGGCCUCCAGUACCGACGUGCCGUCCCAGGGUUUCGUGGUCAACGUGGGUCAAGUCUGGGAGGACUCUGUGCUCACUGUCCAGUUCCCCAAGUUAAAGGUUCCGAGGUUCAGCUUCCCAGCCCCCAGCGCGGAGGCUGACGUUUUCGUGCCCCGUGUCAGAGAGCUGCCGUCCCCACGGAGCCAUCCUGACACUGCCCUGCUCGGGCAAAGCCCCGGCGCCCGGGACGCCGGCGUCCUGAAGGCGCCCGAGGCCGGCUCCUCAGAAGCCGCCCCCAUCUGUAAGGUCAGGGUGCACAUUCAGAGCGCGGAGGCCGAGAGCAGGCAGGUCACCGUACAAAGCACGGUGACAGCCGUGUACACGGAGCUCUCGGAGCCCCGGGCUCUUCCUGCCCGGAUCGUGCGGGAGUCAGAGGUCCCUGCGUCAGAGGCCCAAACGCCUUCCUACGGGUUCUCCUUACUAAAGGGGAGGGUCCCUGAGCCCACCGCUCGGUCGCAGGCACACGCGGUGACUGCGGACCCUGGGCCAGGAGGGCGCCUUCACCAGCCAGCCCCAGGAGCAGGACCUGUUUCUGGAGACCCGCAGCCCGACACCGGAGAGCCCUUUGAAAUUCUCUCUCCCGAUGGAGACGUGCCGGGAACGCCAGCCUGCUCUUCUGACCUCCAUUCUGGCCAUGGGCCUGCAGACAGCUGUUCUGACGAGGAGCCCGCGGAAAUUCUCGAGUUCCCGCCGGAAGAGGGCCGGGAGGCGGCGGCUGCCCUGGCAGAGGAGGACGGGGCCCCCAGAGCCAAAGCAGAAGGUAAAAGGUCCUCCGGCCUGUUCCGGUUUUGGCUCCCCAGCAUCGGGUUUUCUUCCUCUGUUGCCGAGGCCAGCACUGACCCCCAGGCCGAAGCCCCGACACCCGCUCCGGUCCAGACGCAGCCCGAGGCGCGGCCGCCGUACCCGCAGGAGAGAGCGGGCUGGUUUCGAUUGCCCAGGUUGGGCUUCUCCUCGUCUCCCGCCAAGAAAAGCAAGAGCGCGGAGGCGGAGGCGGGUCCGGCCGAGCAGCACCUCCAGGAAGAGGCAGGCACCUUCUUUGACGCCCGAGAAAGCUUCUCCCCCGAGGAGCAGGAAGAGGGAGGGUCGGCGGAGGCCGCGGGCUCCGGGGCGAUGGUGGCCUCCGCGGCGAGAACCGAGCUGAUCCUGCCGGAGGGGGACGGAGCCGCCAGCCGGGCCCCGGAGCCCAGGCCCGGCAGCGAAUGAGGGCCGGGCAGGGGAGACCCUUCCCCGGAGGACGGGCGCCCAAACGAAAUCCCGAGGCAGAGGCCCCGCCGCGUACGGUGCUCCCGUCCCGCGGCCCCACGGGACUGAGGCGCAAGGCGGCGGUGCCCGGACGGACGUGGCCCUCCGGGGCGGGAGCCCUGUGGGGACCUCCGGGGUAGGGGGGCCGCGGAGGGUGUAGAAGUAGUUUCGCUGUCCUGUGGCCCCUGUCUGGUCCUGCCCCGUCUCAGGUGGAGUCUGGCGCCUUCCAGGAAGCCCCCCCCCCCACCUGCUUGCCUGUCACGAGCUCACUCCCGGCCUCACCCAGGCGAGCUUGGGGACGACACGCGACACACGCACGCGGGGCGGAGGGAGGUGGCUGCGGGCGGGUGAGCCAGCCGAGGGGGCACCCGUCCGUGCCUGCACGGCCCCGCGCGGUCCCCGAGCCCCUUCGCGCACACGCUGCCACCAGGCCUCCCGCGGAAGCUCCCUGGCUGUCCCCAGAUGGGCAAUAAAGGACGGGAUGCACCCACA